GCCGACAUUGAGCGCAACAUCAUGAAGCAGGCCAACGAGCGUCUUGAGAGUGUGCGCAAAGACCUGGAUGAUAAGACACGCCAGCUGGAAGAGGUAGAAGCUGAAAGGUCACGUCUUUCCACCAGAAUUCAAGAAUUGACCCACGCUAUCGCUGAAUCUGACAAUUUCCGCAUUCGCCAUGAUCAACAUAAGGAACGCCUGGAGAGGGAAUUGGUGACGCUCAAGGGUAGGCUUACAGCAUCGGAAAAUGAUAACCGAGCUCUCCUCACAAAGAUCCAACAAAAGAACCUCGACAUAGCCCGAUCGACUUCCAGGGCCAGUGACAACUCGCGCCUGCGCAUAACUGCUCUCCAGAAAGAAAAGACGAAGCUCGAAGAGGACAACAAGAAAAUAACCCGUCAGCUUGGCGAUCUCCAAGUCAACAUCACUUCUCUGGAGAAGCAGAAAGAGAAGUUGUCUUUGAGCCUGGAGGACCUUAACCACGAGGUUGCUAGAGAACACAAAGCCAGUCGGAAUGCGGAAAAGGCUGCUUCCACUGCCAACAUCCAAUUGGCGGAGGCGAACAGAAACCUUGAGACCGAAAGACAGCUCCGGACCCAGGCACAAGCAAAUACGCGCAAGCUUCAAGGCUCCCUGGAUACGGCAAACAAGGAGAUCGAAGAUCUACACCGCCAAUUAAUGUUGCUGCACAAGGUAGUGGAGCCUGACUCUGAUGAAUCGGAAUCCUGGGAGAAGGUCCAGCCUAGUCUGGCUAAGAAGGUUGAUUUGGCACAAUUGUUACAGACGACACAGAGUAGGUUGCAAGUCACCGAGGAGAAGUAUAGUCGAGCCGAGGCCCAAUUGGCGGAAAUGCGUCGUCGGCAUGGGGAUGAAAUGAAGGAGCUGGAUGCACGUUACGCCUCAUCUAAACGCGCCUUGCUCGAGGAGAUCGACCAGAACCAGGUAGCUAGCCCUCGGACCCCUACUCACCUCAGAAAGAACUCCGACAAUGUUCUGGCAAAGAAGUUCGGCACUCCUACAACGCCUAACCGUAGGCUUAACUUCAAUGAAACGGCAAAUGACUCUGCUCGAUCUGACAGAACCGUGGAUACUGUCGGCUACCAAAAGCGAAUGGAUCUGGCGACCGAAAUUGAGGAGCUGCAGAACAAGCUUCAAAUGAGCGAAAUGCAGAACAAACAUCUCCAAAACCAGCUUUCCCAAGCAGCACUUGGUCGUGAUAUGUGGCAGGAAGAAAGUCCUUCUCUUCGACGCAUGCAGCUGCUUGAACGUGAGAACGGACGUCUACACGAGCAGCUCGAUGACUCCUCCAAGAAGGUCUCUGCUCUUGAGAAGAACAUUCGGUCAGGUGAUCUUUCACUGCGGGACGUCCAAGCCAAAUCGCAUGAAGAACUGUACGACCUAAUCAACUCGCAGGAGCAGUCCAGAAGGUCUUUGCUCAAGGUGCACAACGAAGCCAUUGCAGAGUUCAGCGACGCCAAAGCUCAAUUCGAAAAGCUUAAGAGGGCUAAGGCUACGCUGGAAGUAGAACUCCGUGAUGCCCGUUCCGAGUUCCAGGAGCUGCAGGUCGCAAGGGACCAGGAUGCUGUUAGUCGGAAUCAGCUUCUUCAGGAGUUCUCUGACCUUCAAAUCCGCUUGGAUGCAGAGACCUCGAAGUCAGCCGAUUUGGCUUCCAGUAUGAGCUUGUACAAGACCCGUGCCGAUGAGUAUUUCAGCAAACUGGAACAAGCUGAGAUUGCAGUUCUGAAGGCUACUCGAGCAGAGCAAUUCGCCAAAUCCCAGGCCCAGGAGGCCGAGGAUACCUGUGCCCAGAUAAUGUCUGAGCGCAAACAAAUGGAUGCCCUGGUUGAAGACCUGCAACGUCAAACUCAGUCGCUCGAGGCCAGAAUGGAAGAUCAAGCAGCUGAGCUCCAAGGCGCACUCCAGGCCAAACAGCGUCUCCAAAACGAGCUUGAAGACUACAGAAACCAACGUGCCAUUGAUAUUGAGGACAAGGAGACAUCAAUGGAACAGACUAGGCAAAAGUAUCAGCGCGAAUUUACCACGCUCAACAACGAAUUGGAGAUGGAGCGUGAAAAGGUCCUCAAUGUUCGCGGUGAGAACUCACGCCUCCGUGAAGAACUUGAAGACUUGCGGAGCAAGUGGGACAAUGAAGUCUUGAACAGCUCUACUUGGGCUAAGGAGAAGGCUCGAAUGGACAUCAUGCUUCAAGACGUGACGACAUCUCGUGAUGAGGCAGUGAAUGCUCAUAAUGAAGCUCAAAGCAGGGUUGUCUCCCUCCUGUCCCAGGUGAGAACUCUUCGCACCUCCGUCGACGACGUGACCGCGGAGCGCGACAUGCUGCUCAAGGAGAAGAAGAUGCUGGAAACCCGGUUAGCUGAGGCAGGUGAAAGGCUGGAGGAUCUCGCCAAGGGCGAGAGUCCAUCGAUGCGCAAUGCUGCAAGCAUGGACCGUGAGUUGUUGGAACUUAAGUCCAAGCUUGCUCAACAGGAAGAUGUUUCCGCAGCUGCAGUUGGUAAGAUGAGGCGGGCGGAAGCAUUGGCGACGGAGAUGCAGAAGGAAGUCACUGCUGAGAGAGAAACAAAUGCUCAGCUCUUCAAGGACAAGGCGGCCCUCGAAAAGCAGCUGAAGGAAUCUCAACUUCGUUGCGUUGAUCUCGAGACCAAGAGCUACUCAUCUGGAAGCCAGGACGUCCGAUUCUUACACAAGAGAAUCAAGGAACUGGAAACCCAUCUGGAGGACCAAGAAGCCAAGCACAGUUCCGAGCAACGUUCGUUGCGGAAUGUCGACCGCACGGUUAAAGACCUGCAGUCCCAGAUCGAGCGCAGGGAUAAGAUGAAUUCCCAGCUCAAUGACGACGUCAGCAAAGCUCGCGACAAGAUCGAGCGUCUUCUUCGGAACAUCGAGGAGCUUCAGCACACCGACUCGGAGACGCAGCUGCAAGUGCGCCGAGCAGAGCGAGAACUCCGGGAAGAGCGGGAGAAGUCUCUCAGGCUGGAACGUGAACUAGAGGGAUGGCGAGCGCUCCGGGUUGAGAGGGGCAGCGUCCUCGGACGUAGCCACGUCGGCGCUUUCAGCGACGCCGGAAGCAGGAGAGGGAGCAGCGUGUACGGAGGCGAUAUACCGCAGCGGAUGCCUAGCAACACCAAAGGCUUCUUGGCCUGAGCGACCAAUUACGACUAUGACUUGAUGGCAGCCCUGCAUGGCUACGGAGUGUUGACGGAAGGCGGCGCUUGGAUUAUGCUUUUGAAUGAUUUUGAUGUGUACUAUGCUAUAUGAUCUGUUUUAAUGCUUUAUGAUGCAUCUUGACCAUAUGCAGCGGAUAGCCGUGUGCAUCCCAGUCUUGUUAUUGUUCUAAUGUUAUUGUUCACCAAAUUAUACCUCGCAUUAUCAUUUCCUGAAGCGGUUCAUAGCUCAUAUAUAUAUAAUAGACAUCAGUACCACAAAGCUUGCUAUGCAAAACCGAGUCGAAAAUUAACAUUGCCCACCCCUUUGAAUAACAAUAUCCGAUAUCAUUGAAAAUUCAAAGUUAGGUUCCCAUGUACAAGUCAGCCACCACAACUCAAAA
Molecule: messenger RNA, 3565 nt
Organism: Aspergillus welwitschiae
Lineage: Eukaryota; Fungi; Ascomycota; Eurotiomycetes; Eurotiales; Aspergillaceae
Product: type II myosin
Exons: 3
Coding region: 22-3162 (1046 amino acids)
Cellular component (GO): myosin complex
Source: RefSeq, a predicted model, not a curated record